Messenger RNA from Pseudoliparis swirei, 2061 nucleotides. RefSeq names its product arachidonate 12-lipoxygenase, 12R-type-like. Gene Ontology annotation, biological process: lipid oxidation; linoleic acid metabolic process. Bases 1 to 1887 code for a protein of 628 amino acids. The transcript is spliced from 13 exons. The record is from RefSeq and is a predicted model, not a curated record. Lineage: Eukaryota; Metazoa; Chordata; Actinopteri; Perciformes; Liparidae. Gene Ontology annotation, molecular function: oxidoreductase activity, acting on single donors with incorporation of molecular oxygen, incorporation of two atoms of oxygen; protein binding; iron ion binding.
AUGGUUCAGUACAAAAUAGAAGUCACGACGGGUGUCUUGAAAUCUUCAGGAACAUGGGACCAAAUAUACAUCACCUUAUUUGGAACUGAAGGACAGAGUGAGAGAACCGAGUUGGACAACUUUGGAACUGACUUUUCAACUGGGACAACAGGAACCUACACCCUGAGCACCGAUCUGUCUCUGGGGAAACUUCUGCUGUUCAAGGUGGAGAAAGAUCCAUUUUUUUAUCUCCCAGAAGAUGAGUGGUACCUCUCCAAAAUAGUGGUGAUGACCCCAGAAGGAGAAGCCAUUCUUUUCCCCUGUCACAGAUGGAUCUCUCGAGGAGAACUGGUGGAGCUCAGAGGAGGCAGAGCCUUGAAGGGAUUUGAGGAGGACCAUCCCCUGUUGAUUGAACACCGUGAAAAAGAGCUGAUGCUUAAAAAGAGUGUUUACCAUGGUAUUGAACUGAAGAUCAAGGGACUGCUUGGAUCUGCUGAGAAAUGGGAAAGCAUUGAAGACAUGAAAAAUAUCUUCUCCUGGAGAAAGACAACAAUGUCAGAGUAUGUUACAGAGCACUGGAAGGAAGAUGACUUUUAUGGAUCCCAGUUCCUGAAUGGACCCAAUCCCAAUGUGAUCAAGCGCUGCUCAGAGCUUCCCCCAAACUUUGCAGUCACAGAGGAGAUGGUGAAGCCGUUCCUGGAAGAGGGAAGCUCUCUGCAGGAGGAACUGAAGAAAGGCAAUAUAUUCCUCUCUGACCAGAAGAAGAUGGAUGGAAUACCCCCGAGAGCCUAUAAUGGAGAACCUCUGCACGUGACUGCUGGUCUCUGUUUGUUCUACUUGAACCCAGAAAACAAACUGAGGCCCAUUGCAAUACAGUUACUUCAACAACCUUCUGAGCAGAACCCCAUCUUUCUGCCCAGCGACUCGGAGACUGACUGGCUGCUGGCCAAGAUGUUUAUUAAAAAUGCUGAUGCCAUGGAUCAUCAAGCAGUCCAACACCUCAUGAAAACUCACUUGCUGGCAGAGGUCUAUACUGUUGCUGCUCUCCGCAGCUUCUCUGUGAUUCAUCCCCUCUAUAAGCUGCUGUUUCCACACUUCCAGUCUACUCUGUUUAUAAACACUGGAGGGCGCUCAACUCUUUUUGGACCUGAUGGGGCUUUGAGUAUAAGUUCACUUGGAUAUGACGGACUGACGGAGCUCAUGAGAAGGGCUCUCUCUGAAACGACCUACAGCUCUCUCUGUCUGCCAGAGGACAUCACUGCACGAGGACUGGAAUCCAUCCCCAACUUCUACUACAGAGACGAUGGCCUGAAGCUGUGGAGCAUCAUCAACAGCUUUGUGAAGGCCGUAGUGGAGUACUACUAUCCCUCAGACAGUGAAGUGUGUAAAGACACUGAGCUGCAGGAAUGGAUCGGUGAGAUAUUCACACAUGGCAUCUUGGGAAACAAAGCCUCAGGGUUUCCAGAGAGCUUUCAUACUGCCGAGGAGCUGACCAAAUUCAUCACCAUGGUGAUCUUCACAAUGACCGGUGAACAUGCUGCAGUAAACAAUGGACAGUUUGACAACUACUUCUGGAUGCCAAAUGGCUCACUCCUGCUGCGCAAACCUCCUCCAACCACUAAGGGCCAGUCGAGCAUGGAGACAAUUUUGGAGACUCUCCCAAAUGUUGGUGACACGGUCAACAUUGGAGCACUCAGUUGGAUACUUUCAGAGACGUACACUGACGUGGUUCCCAUAGGUACAUGCCCCAAAGAGCGAUUCAAUGAGCCUGCUCCAAAGCAGAUGAUUAAGGAAUUUCAAGUAGAGUUGUCCUCCCUCAGUGACGCAAUUACAAUAAGAAACUUGCAGCUUGAAAUGCCUUACAGCUACCUGGACCCUGCUCGGAUCGAGAACAGUAUUGCUAUUUAACUCGACUCUGGAAGACUAUACUCAAGACUAAGUCUGUUUUGGUCGGACAUAUUUAAGCUUGGACUCAUGAUAUGCAUCCAAGUCCAAAUUGACAGAUGUAUGCUGAGCAGUGAUGACAUAAUGUGGUGAUUCUCUGCAGCAAUUUGAAAAAUAAAUAUGGAUCUAAAAUAUCAA